Molecule: messenger RNA, 2071 nt
Organism: Zalophus californianus (California sea lion)
Lineage: Eukaryota; Metazoa; Chordata; Mammalia; Carnivora; Otariidae
Gene: CAVIN2
Product: caveolae associated protein 2
Exons: 2
Coding region: 302-1579 (425 amino acids)
Cellular component (GO): caveola; cytoplasm
Molecular function (GO): protein kinase C binding
Source: RefSeq, a predicted model, not a curated record
GGAAAAAAGCGACACCUGCAGGAAAGUGCCCCCGUGCCAAGGAGCACGAGGUUAGGAAGUGUGCCCCUGCUUCUGAACCCUGAGUGGUUCUCAGCUCUGUAAACUUCGCCUCCCACUGGGUGGAGUAGGGCCUUUAAGAGCAGUGGGAAUGCAGUUCCCCUGAUCAGUGUAGCCAGUUGUUGCCUGUCUGAACCUCUGCCAGUCCUGGAGAGCAGUGCUCUGAGCUCAGACCAGCGGGCCUCUCUCCGCACCCCCACUGCUGUCCUUUUUGCCAGAGAAGCACGUUCCCACCUGUCCAGCCAUGGGGGAGGACCUUGCACAAGCUGAGAAGUUUCAGCACCUGGGCUCGGCCACGUGGCAAGAGAAGCCAGCCAGCCCCAGCCUAGUGCCCUCCUCCACGCCGAGCCCCAGCCUGAACCUGGGGAGCACGGAGGAGGCCAUCCGGGACAACGCGCAGGUGAACGCCGUCACAGUGCUCACGCUCCUGGACAAGCUGGUGAACAUGCUGGACGCGGUGCAGGAGAACCAGCACCAUAUGGAGCAGCGGCAGAUCAGCCUCGAGGGCUCCGUGAAGGGCAUCCAGAACGACCUCACCAAGCUCUCCAAAUACCAGGCCUCCAUCAGCAACACGGUGAGCAAGCUGCUGGAGAAGUCCCGCAAGGUCAGCGCUCACACCAGGGCGGUCAAGGAGCGCAUGGACAGGCAGAGCGCGCAGGUGAAGCGGCUGGAGAACAACCACGCCCAGCUCCUCAGGCGCAACCGUUUCAAAGUGCUCAUCUUCCAGGAAGAAAAUGAGAUCCCUGCCAGUGUGUUUGUGAAAGAGCCGGCUUCCAGCCCAGCGGAAGAGAAGGAGGAGCUUGCUGAUGAAAACAAGUCCCUGGAGGAAACCCUGCACACGGUGGACCUCUCAUCAGAUGAUGAAUUGCCCCACGAUGAGGAGGCCCUGGAAGACAGUGCAGAGGAAAAGAUGGAAGAAAGUAGGGCAGAGAAAAUAAAAAGAUCUAGCCUCCGGAAAGUGGAUAGCCUCAAGAAAGCAUUUUCUCGCCAGAACAUCGAGAAAAAAAUGAACAAGCUGGGGACAAAGAUCGUAUCUGCAGAGAGGCGAGAGAAGAUUAAGAAAUCCCUCACUUCCAAUCACCAGAAGAUAUCCUCUGGGAAAAGCUCCCCCUUCAAGGUUUCUCCCCUCACCUUCGGUCGAAAGAAAGUCCAAGAGGGAGACAGCCCUACAGAAAAUGAGACCAAGUCAGAAGACCUGCCUAGCAGUGAGCAGAUACCGGAUGAGCCUGAAGAGAGCUCAGUCGCGGAGGGUCUCUCUGAAAUGUCCCAGCCCAGUGCUGCGGUGGAAGGGAAGAGCAAGGAGGGGGAUGCAGGGAGGGCAGCCUCCAGGGGGAGCAGCUCGGGCUUGGCUAGCAACAUCGACUUGACAAUUAAGGAAGAUGAAGAAGAGGAGUCGGUGGCCGUGGAACAGGCCCAGAAGGUUCGCUAUGAGGAGGGCUACCUGCUAACGUCUGAGGAUGCAGAGCGGUCCGAUGAGGACGCAGUGCAGCCUGCAGUGCUCCAGGUGGACCAGACCGCCUAAAUGCACAGCACGCUGGACCCAGCCUGUGCCUUUGUUUAAAUGGGUAACCAGGGUGCAGGACAGCCCCCUACACACAUCCAGCACUGCCCAGUCACUGCUACGUCCUUGUCCAAACAGCCACUAUUGACGACAUAGCAGCAGCACGCUCAUGACCAAGAUUUACUCUGAAGGCGACCUGUCAGGAACUCUACUUCUAACUUGCUCUUAGGUUCUAUUUUUGUAGAAUUUCUCCAAGACUGCACGGAAGAAGAAAUGGAACAGCUGCAAAACGCUGAUCAGUUUGGCUUUGUUAGAAAAACCAGAGGCUACUUAAGAUCUUAGUCAUGAAAUGUGAUUCAUUUUUUGUCAUUCCAUAAGCUUGCUGAAUAGUGUACCAGUACUAUAUUGAAUUUCCACAGAACUCUGUGAAGCUAAUUAUUGUAUUUCAAGUUUGUGAUAUAUAAUUUACAUAUGUAUUUAAGCUAAAGACAUAACUACUUUAUAUUUUCAGGG